Molecule: messenger RNA, 3264 nt
Organism: Adelges cooleyi (spruce gall adelgid)
Lineage: Eukaryota; Metazoa; Arthropoda; Insecta; Hemiptera; Adelgidae
Exons: 3
Coding region: 1-3264 (1087 amino acids)
Molecular function (GO): iron ion binding; heme binding; monooxygenase activity
Source: RefSeq, a predicted model, not a curated record
AUGUCGAAAAAAGGUGCAAAAACCACGGGUAACAACAAGGCGCUUGUUAUCGCUCGGUUAUCACGCGAUCGUGCGUUAAAAUCGAUAAAAGAAAUAUACGCGAUCGCGGAAAGGGCGAAAAGUGACCCAUCACUAACGCCUGAAUUAGAAAUUCGUUCUCGACAAUUAGAUUCCCUUGCUAUGCAAUUUCGAUUACACCAAGAUGCUGUAAUUGAAGCUUCGGUUGACCGAGAUUUGAUCGAAGAAUUCGAAUGUAUUGAUUCUCCAGUUACUGACGCAAUUCGUAUUUUGUUAGAUAGUGGCUCGCAGGUGUCGGCAAUAACCACUCGUUGUGCAUCUCGGCUUGGUCUCACCAGACGCAAAUGCUUACGUAGUAUUAGGGGCCUUGGAAAAAACCCUGUCACUGAAGUAAAUGGAGAAACGAGUUGUUAUCUUUUACCGCGACAACAAUUGGAACCGUCCUUUUGUUGCAACGAUGUCAUAAUACUACAGCAAAUAACAACGACCAUGCCUACAUCACCGUUGCCGUCCGCCGUCCGCGAGUGCUAUAAACAUCUAUUGUUAGCUGAUCCCACAUUCGAUACACCCGCGCCGAUAGACAUGUUAAUAGGCGGUGACUUAUUCCCACACGUAAUGCGGCCUCGUGGCGGCAUCAUACACCACAACGGUUUGCCGUCCGCGAUAAACACACAUUUUGGCUGGAUAGUAUGCGGUUCAUUGCAAGAACAAAGUACCUCACCUGUUCAUUCUUUAUCAGUGGCAUCAGUAAAAUUAGAUGACCUUAUGCGCUCCUUUUGGGCUAUAGAGGAAGCCGCAACACCAAUUGAGUCGAUAACGGAAGAACAACGAUGUGAAGAGUGGUUUUCAAAAACAACUACGCGAGCAAAUGAUGGUCGGUUUUGUGUAGCACUUCCAUUUCGCGAUUCCGUUUGUCUUCCUAAUAGUGUCAACCAGCCAUUUGACACAGUGCCGCCGUAUCACGGCCUCGGUAAUUCACGCGCGGUAGCUCUAAAGCGAUUUUAUAAUUUAGAAAUGCGUUUGAUUAAAGACCCUGCGUUGUACGCCGAAUAUCGUGCUUUUAUGGCCGAGUACGCCGCCCUUGGUCAUAUGAGACCGGCUACUCAGUCUGGUUAUUAUUACAUACCGCAUCACGCCGUAGUGAAACGCGAUGGAGAAAAUAUUGAUAAAUUACGUGUGGUGUUUGAUGCGAGUGCCGCCACAUCAACCGGGUUUUCACUGAACGACGUAUUAUUAGCGGGUCCUAAACUCCAAAACGAUAUUUUUGACAUUCUCCAAAAGUGUAGGCUUAAGCGCUAUAUGUUGACCGCCGAUAUCACAAAAAUGUAUCGCCAGGUACUAGUGCGUGACUCAGACCGCCGGUAUCAGUAUAUUUUAUGGCGGGACUCAGUUGAGUCCGAGAUUGUCGAAUAUGAGCUAUGUACAGUUACGUACGGAGUUACGUCCGCUCCAUACCUCGCCAUUAAAUGCUUAAACGAGUUGGAUGCUCAAAAUGGGUCCGAUUUUCCUGCUGCUAAGGGUGUAUUGACCAAAUCCACUUACGUCGACGAUAUUGUAGCCGGCGCUGACACCGUUGAGGAAUUGUUAAUAAUUCAAAGCGACUUGAUAGGACUUUUAAAGACGUGUGGCUGCUCUCUCAAAAAGUGGACGAGUAAUUCGCCUCAAGCACUUCGACAAGUAGACUGUGCUGAUCACUCAACGCUGUUGUUUUUAGACCCAAAAAAUGAUUCGGCCGUAAAAGUGUUAGGUAUGCAUUGGGACCCUACUUCGGAUAUGUUUGCCUAUCAUACUAAUAUUAAAUCUGAUCGUCCUUUCACAAAACGCAAGGUACUCUCUACAAUCGCCAGACUUUUCGACCCUAUAGGCACGCUUGGACCUAUACUCUUAUGGGCAAAGGCCUUUAUGCAAAGGUUAUGGCAAGCGAGUCUUGAAUGGGACAGCAAUUUACCAGAGGACUUAGAUAAGUUAUGGGGUCAAUUUGUAAAAGAGUUGCCGUCAAUCGAUAAAAUAAUGUUGCCUCGACAUAUCGACAUGCGCGUGUAUUCGAAAAUUGAAUUAGUAGGAUUUUCCGAUGCCUCGCUACGUGGCUACGCGGCCGUUGUAUAUUUGCGGGUGGUAGACAUUUCCGGUCAUGCCACGGUGAAUUUCGUCACCUGUAAGACCAAAGUAGCACCAAUCAAAACCACUAAAUGUCAAACUACAGUGCCGCGCCUCGAACUCUGUGCUGCUCUAUUACUCGCUACUACAUUAAAUCGCGUAAAAACCUGUCUAGACAUUGAUAUUUCAAAUAUUUAUGCGUGGACCGACUCUACGGUAGUGUUGUCGUGGUUAACGGUCAGCCAAAAAUCAUUUAAAGUAUUUGUAACGAACAGAAUCGCAAAAAUACAACAAUUAUUACCGGAUUGUAAAUGGUCUUAUAUCAAUACAACCGAUAACCCGGCGGACCCGGCAUCGCGUGGUUUAUUACCCCAUGAAAUGGUCUUGUGUGACAUUCACCGAGAGGGUCCGACGUUUUUACGAUUACCUGCUGAACAAUGGCCGCGACAUAAGUGUGACCUAUUAAAGCCGGAACAAUUACCAGAUUAUCAACAAAGGGCCAUGAAAAGGCCAACGUUGAUGCUUCGCGUUCCGGAUCUCAUAACUAAGGUACUCAUCAAGGAUUUCUCGCAUUUCACCGACCGCGGUAUGGCUGUGGACAUCGAUGCUACUCCUCUGUCAAACCAUGUGUUCGCGACGAAAGAACAGAAAUGGAAAAUCAUGAGAAGCAAAUUAAGCCCAAUUUUCACAUCUUCCCAGCUGAAAAACAUGCAUGAUCAGAUAAAAGAAUGUAUUGACCAAUUGAUGAAAAAUUUGGCAAUGAACUUAAUUCAAUCGGACGUGUUAGAAGUGCGCGACAUCAUGGGCGACUAUUCCACGGUCGUAAUCGGUACUUGCGCUUUCGGUCUGCAGUUGAACGCCAUCGUUGAUAAAGACUCACCUUUCCGGAAAGCCGGACAUGCCGUGUUCGCGUCGACAUACAGAUUUGUCAUUGGAGAUAUACUCACGUAUAUUUCACCGUCACUUAGGAAAAUGUUGAAAAUUAGCGACUUUCCUCCAGCGGCGUCAGACUUUUUCAAAUCUUCGUUUAACCAAACGAUGGACUACCGAACAAAAAACAAUAUCGUGAGAAACGACCUGGUGCAGGCUUUGAUGCAGGCUAGACAAGAUUUAAUCGUCAACAAACUGGAACCAUCAGGUAAUCGUUGA